Molecule: messenger RNA, 1695 nt
Organism: Aspergillus calidoustus
Lineage: Eukaryota; Fungi; Ascomycota; Eurotiomycetes; Eurotiales; Aspergillaceae
Source: the annotation of a GenBank genome assembly
AUGCGUGCUGGGCUCCUUUACAGCCUUGUCCUAUUGACGGCAAGUGCACUGGACUCAUGGGGACCAUACGAGGUCAAGGAGAACCACCGAGUUCCGCCACCGUGGACACGAGCUGGUCGGGCAGAUUCAUAUCUAAAUAUUACACUCCAUAUCAGCCUCAUACCAGAAGAUCUUGGGGCUCUGGAGAGGCGUCUCGUUCAAGUCUCCGACCCCACACACAGAGAUUACGGCAGGUUCCUCACGAGGAACGAAGCGCAGGAGCUCGUAAAGCCCCCUUCCGCCGCUACCUCGCUCGCUCAGGGAUGGCUCAGCACAGACGAUGCGGGAAUGGAGAUUGCAUCUCAGCAUGGCGGUGUCACAGCUGUUCGGGCUGUAAGAUGGUCACUACCGGCGAGGCUGCAUGAUGUAGUGGAGAGUGUCCAGCCCACAACCUCGUUCUUUCACAUCCGCCCUCGUCGGAUGAGACGGCAGCAUCCGGACACUUCUGACAACGCAGAUCUGAAUGAGGUAGCCGUUGAGGCUGUAGAGGGCGCAGGAAGCCUCAUUGACGUGCACACCAUCCCACUAAAUCUGACGGUCAACGACGCCUGCAACGCCACCGCUAUAACGCCUCUCUGUCUGCGCACUCUAUACGGAACACUGUCUUACAAGCCCCAAGUUCCGGGCCGUAGCCGGAUGGCUGUGGUGAAUAAUGCAGGCCAGCUCAACAAUCGAUCCGAUAUCGCUUUGUUCCUCGCGACGUACAGGCCCGACGCCGUUGCCGGGGCGCAGUCGUUCCAGGACAUUGGAAUUGCCGGCGGAGCCAACCAGCAAACCCCAGCGACGCCAGAGCAGAUACAGACCGGUGCAGGGCGCGAGGGAAACCAGGAUGCCGAGACAAUGCUGGGGAUUGCGCACCCAGUCCAGUUGACAACGUAUACCAUCGGUGACGUCGAGCCGCCGUUCACACCGGACCUGCCCACCCCUACCAACACCAACGAGCCAUUCCUCACACGGCUCGAUUUGAUCCUGUCGCUCCCGGACUCGGACCUCCCGAGUGUAGUCUCGACGUCCUACGCGGAUCUCGAAGACACCGUGCCGCUUUCCUACGCCGAGCGUGUGUGCCGCGGCUUUGCGCAGCUCGGUGCCCGCGGCGUGUCCGUCAUCAUGGGCGCCGGUGACCAGGGCGUCGGGCGGGACGGCAAAUGCUUCCUCAACGACGGCGGCUCUCUGAGGCCGCGCUUCCAAGUCAAGUUCCCUGAAUCCUGCCCCUGGCCGGUAUCGCGAUACCUCUCGGAGAUUGGCGAUUUACAUGCGGGCAUGUUCAACCCCGGGGGUCGGGCUUAUCCUGACAUUGCAGUCCAGGGGUUCCGGUACGUAACGGUGUGGAAUGGGGAGACACUCUUGGUAGACGGGACAUCGGCCUCAACGCCGGCCUUUGCAGCGAUUGUCGCCUUGGUGAAUGACGCUCUAAUCGCUAGCGGGAAGCCCCAACUGGGCUUUUUGAACCCCUGGCUGUAUUCCGAGGGCUACAAGGCGUUCCGCGAUGUCUCGGUGGGCUCAACCUCGGGAUGCAACACGACAGGAUUUCCUGCCAAAGAGGGGUGGGAUGCGGCCAGUGGAUGGGGCACACCUUGGUUCCCAACCUUGAGGGAAUUGGCUUUGCAGAGGAGGUUCACGGGGGUUAGACCUUGGUAUGCUCGGUGGUACUUGUAG